Messenger RNA from Epinephelus fuscoguttatus (brown-marbled grouper), 2083 nucleotides. It is a transcript of the gene baiap2l2a, whose product is annotated as BAR/IMD domain containing adaptor protein 2 like 2a. Gene Ontology annotation, molecular function: protein binding. Lineage: Eukaryota; Metazoa; Chordata; Actinopteri; Perciformes; Serranidae. The transcript is spliced from 14 exons. Bases 278 to 1558 code for a protein of 426 amino acids. Gene Ontology annotation, cellular component: nucleoplasm; cytosol. The record is from RefSeq and is a predicted model, not a curated record. Gene Ontology annotation, biological process: actin filament bundle assembly; positive regulation of actin filament polymerization; plasma membrane organization.
CACACACUCACUCAGACACACACGCCCAGACAGUCAGGGUUUACAGCAUGUGUCAGCAUGUUUUAUGGUUGAGCCAUGUUUAAUUAUUUACUCCAGUCUUUCUCAGGCCACAGCGGUGUCAGUUACCAACACACUAACACACUGCCUCCUCUCCUCCACUCCACGUCCAGUUCAAUACGAUUAACUCUUCUCACACAGAGGCUCUGCUACGUUUCCUGGAUGAUUUAAGACCUGCAGACCCUCUCGAGGUUUCACUGACAGUUACACUAUUCUGGAAAUGAACAUGUCGGGGAUGAAUAGUGAUCAGCUGCACCGCUCCACCUUGGGGAUUUACUCGAGCUUGAUGGAUGACUUCAACCCGAGCCUACAGAAACUGGUUUUACUGGGAAACGGCUACGUCCAAGCCUUCCAGGCUCUGGCUGUAACGAGUGAGGCCUACUUCAGUGCACUUUCACAGAUUGGAGAGAAGGCUCUGCACACCAUUUCCUCACACUCCUUAGGUGAGGUCCUGAUUCAGAUCUCUGAGAACCAGAGAAGACUCACCACUGAGCUGGAGGGAGUAUUCCGCUGGUUCAAUGUGGAGGUUCUUCAGGAGAUGGAUAACAACAUUAGACUGGACAGAGAUUACAUAUCAGGCAGCAGGAAGCACUACGAGAUGGAGGUCCACACACAGGCAGCGGCUCUGGAGAGACAGCUGCGGAGAGGAGCCAAUCAGGAUUGCAGCGAGUAUAUGCAGUUCCUCAGGGAGAGUCACUGCGAGGCUCUGAAGGAGGAGGAGAGACGAUACCGCUUUCUGUCUGAGAAACACUGCGGCCUGAUACAAUCCUUCGCCCACCUCAUGAAUAAGACAGGAGGUUCUCUCCAGCAGAGCGCUGCAGCCUGGACGGAGGAGGCGGACGCCACCAGAGGACCCGAGGCCAGACGACCCACUUCUGCAGACAACUCUGUGAGGAAGAGCAGAGAGGAGCUGACCCUUGGCAACAUACCAUCAAGAGCGCCGUCUCCCCAGGGAAGCAUUUCUCGCUCUACAGGAGGAAGAUCCACAAGAGCGCGGGUUGCCCACCAGCCUGGUGGCUCCAACCCCACCCUGCUGGCAUUCAGCAGGGGAGAGAUGAUCACUGUGCUGGUUCAACAGCCCAGGAACGGCUGGCUGUACGGACGUGCUGAUAGCAGUUCACGUCAGGGAUGGUUUCCAGCCGACUUUGUGGAAGCAGUGGACGAUCCUCCAAAGACAAGCAGCUCUGGUGCCUCCUCUCAUCGAAGCAACAGCAGCAUUAGCAGCAUGAGCAGCCUGCUCAACCAAUCAGGGAGCAGCAGCCACAGCGCAGCCCCGCCCCCUCCACCUCCACCGCCUCCACCUUCAAAUAAACAGUACGAGAUGAGACCAGUUGCACCGACUGCUAACAAUAGGAGUUAUGAGUCUAAUUCAGAAAACAAGAGAUCAAAACCACCUGGAUCACAACCAGAACUCUUCCCGAGGGGUACCAACCCAUUUGCCACAGUUAAGCUGAGGCCCACGUCCACCAAUGACAGAUCGGCCCCACAUCUGUAUCGAUGAUGACAUCUUUACCCUGAAACAAGCUCUUUUGUCAAGCUUUACGUUUCAUUCUUGACCUUGGAAAUAGGAGAAAAUAAGUAUGUCUGGUCCAAUGUCAGUAAGCAGACCUUCAGUGGACCUGGUGUUUGUCAUACACACUGAUUGCCAUAUUGUCCUUGUGCAUAGAUGCACACAAGGUUGGAGAAAGAGGACAAAAAAAUGUAUUAAUGUUGUAUAAUUCUUGGAGUCACACAAGGACUGUAGAUGUAUAUUAUUUAGAUCUUGGUAAACCAAAUAUUUUGUUGUUGAUUUUUUAAUAAUUGGCUCUGUUUUUGUGAUUUGUAAGAUAGUGAAAAUGAAUCACUGUGAUACAAACGUGUUUAUGUAACAUGAACUUACAUGUGCAUUGAUCUUAGCUGGUUCUAAAUCCUUAUUACUGCUCUGACAUGUUUGAUUUAUUGGUACUGUAAUUCUGACAACAAAUGAUAUGUAAAUGACUCAUUACUGUAUAUUAUUGUCCAUUUGGAAAUAAAUGCUUAUUGUCUA